UAAUCGGAGGAAAAUAGCCCGUUCUGAAAAAGGCUCGAGUACCACAAGAAAACCUACAAGUGUUGUCAGCGGUCCUCUUGGCAAGUUCGCCCGGCGUGUGCAUGAUGGGAUGCAGCCAGAUGACGAAUGUGCCAUAUGUUUGGAGAGUCUGAGCACACCUUCAGAUUACGAUAUUGAUCCCACUGCAGACGUUCAGUGUACAAGCGCUGAUAUUCUCCAACUGCUUCUGUGCAAGCACAUGUUUCACAGAAUUUGUCUACAACGGCUUUACGAGAGUGACACAACAGUGAAUGGCUGUUUGCGUUGCCCGACAUGCAAAACGAUUCAUGGUGUUAUGAAGGGGAACCAACCUGACGGUGGUACCAUGAGGGUCUCAACCAACAUCACUGAUAUCCCUGGUUAUCCUGGUCACGGAUCAAUCGUUAUCGUGUACAGUUUCAACUCCGGCGUUCAGGGACCGAAUCACCCUAAUCCUGGACAGCGUUACACCGCGCACGCCUUCCCUCGCACGUGUUAUCUGCCAAAUAGUCCUAAAGGUCAAAAGGUCUUGAGGCUAUUGAAGGUGGCGUUCGACAGACAACUUGUUUUCACGGUGGGUAGAUCGGUGACAACUGGGCAGGACAACAGCAUUGUAUGGAAUGACAUUCACCACAAAACCGAAGGUUAUGGAAACGGUUCUGGCUAUGGAUACCCUGAUCCAAGUUACUUAGAUAAUGUCCUGGCUGAAUUGGCCGCCCAUGGAGUAACUGACGAUACGUGAAUUAGACGUGAAUUAGCAUAUUUCGCCAAAGCAAGACGAUACCUCAAUUAGCAUAUUUGCCGAAGCAAAUUAGCAUAAACGAACAAAAUUGCGCGAUAAUUUAUUCGCCGAAGCAAGGUCGAAGUCUGUAUAUUCCCCCCAAAAUCCAAGCUCUAGUCUCGCAAAUAGACCAUUUCAGCUUGCAUGCAAAUUAACCAUUGGCAUUGCAGAUGCUGCGACCAUGGAAUAACGAAUAAAACUUAACCAUUUCAGACUAUGUGACUUGAACCAUUUAAUUUACACACAAGCAGAAAAGGUCUAUACUAUAAUCAU
Dendronephthya gigantea is the source of this 1072-nucleotide messenger RNA. Its product is annotated as probable E3 ubiquitin-protein ligase DTX2. The transcript has 6 exons. Bases 110 to 760 code for a protein of 216 amino acids. Gene Ontology annotation, cellular component: nucleoplasm. Lineage: Eukaryota; Metazoa; Cnidaria; Anthozoa; Malacalcyonacea; Nephtheidae. Gene Ontology annotation, biological process: Notch signaling pathway; protein ubiquitination. The record is from RefSeq and is a predicted model, not a curated record. Gene Ontology annotation, molecular function: ubiquitin protein ligase activity; metal ion binding.